AUGGUGCAAAAGGUGAUCGAGGGCCUACUGGACCAAAAGGUGGCCAAGGGUCUACAGGAGCAACAGGUCUACCGGGGCAAAAAGGUACAAAAGGUGAUCGAGGGUCUACAGGAGCAACAGGUCCAUCGGGGCAAAAGAGUGCAAAAGGUGAUCGAGGGCCUACUGGGCCAAAAGGUGACCAAGGGUCUACAGGAGCAACAGGUCUACCGGGGCAAAAGGGUGCAAACGGUGAUCGAGGGUCUACUGGGCCAAAAGGUGACCAAGGGUCUACAGGAGCAACAGGUCUACCGGGGCAAAAAGGUACAAAAGGUGAUCGAGGGUCUACAGGAGCAACAGGUCCAACGGGGCAAAAGGGUGCAAAAGGUGAUCGAGGGCCUACUGGGCCAAAAGGUGACCAAGGGUCUACAGGAGCAACAGGUCUACCGGGGCAAAAGGGUGCAAAAGGUGAUCGAGGGCUUACGGGGCCAAAAGGUGACCAAGGGUCUACAGGAGCAACAGGUCUACCGGGGCAAAAGGGUGCAAAAGGUGAUCGAGGGCCUACUGGGCCUAAAGGUGACCAAGGGUCUACAGGAGCAACAGGUCCACAAGGGCAAAAAGGUCAAAAGGGUGAAAAAGGAAACUUCGAUGAUAGU
This is a messenger RNA of Owenia fusiformis, 632 nucleotides long. NCBI's taxonomy places the organism in Eukaryota, Metazoa, Annelida, Polychaeta, Sabellida, Oweniidae. The record is from the annotation of a GenBank genome assembly.